Molecule: messenger RNA, 753 nt
Organism: Jatropha curcas
Lineage: Eukaryota; Viridiplantae; Streptophyta; Magnoliopsida; Malpighiales; Euphorbiaceae
Source: RefSeq, a predicted model, not a curated record
ACCCUGCCACGGUACAGACCCGGGUUCGAUUCCCGGCUGGUGCAUAGUGAUUAUUUUUUUUUUGAACGGUUCAAAUUGUGUUGGGUAGGAUCACAGAGCUACUCAUAAAAUCAUAUUCGUCACUCCCUCGUCCCUCUCUCGAAAUCUCCAGCAAUGAACGCCUCGCCCUUCUCUAACACCAUUGAAGAAGACAACAACAGCGAAAGCGAUUCUGACGCGAAUCACGAUGUAGCGCUUCAACACUACCAACCAAUCUCAGCUGUCGAUAACAACGAUGGUGAUGAUUUCGAUCAAGUUAACUCCGAUGAAGAACACUAUAGCUAUUCUAGGGGAGAAGCAGAGAACGGAAUCUCAUCUCUUCAUCUAAACGGCGACGUGGAGCAGAAGAGCAGCAGCGACGGUGAGGAAGAGGAGGAGGAAGAAAGAAUUAGAGAGGCGUCUGAUUCGGCUAUAUUGAGAGCUUUUAGAGAGGAUGAGAAUAGAAGGAAUGCACCGUUGACGGCGGAGAAUGCGACGCGGGUAAGGGAGGGAAUGCGUGGGAUUUCAUUCGGGGGAUCCGCUCCUGAUUGGGUGGGCCGGGUUCCUGAGGAUCAGUGGAUCAAUCAGCUUCGGCGAUUAAGGCAACCUCCAAGACCUCCGACUUCUGUUCAAUAAUAAUAUUUGUUAUAUUUCUAUUUUAAUUAAUUCUUGAAUGGAACAUGCUUGUUUUUUCUUGAAUUUUUGAAAUGCAGAUGAUUUUUAAUGUUUUCUUUA